CGCGCCUCUGACGUACACUUCGAAAUUGUGCGCAACUGUUAGACAAUUUAUUAGGUGUUUCAAGGGGGUCAAUUUCGAGGCGGACAACGAUAGUUUUAAUCGCAUCUAGUAAUCUUUAUUCAUCAUGGAUGAUAAUAUGAGUGUGGGUGGAUUUAGUAUCGGAAGCACCGAAGUCGGUUUGUUUAUGGAAUCUGAAAUGCUCAGCGCCAUGCUUGAAGCCAAUAUGUGCGAAGGCUUGGACUUAGUAAGAGAAUCAUGGUUGGCAGUCACCAAAGUGGAAUUGCCGGAGGGACAAUAUCCUUUAUCUCACUUUAUAGCAUCUUAUUAUAAGCAAUUAUUUAAAUUGAUGCCGGACCUGAGAAAAGUAUACAAAUCACCGGAAUCGCAAAGUAAGAAUAUAGGGCUGGUCCUCUCUAUAGUGGUGAACAAUGAUAAGAAAUCAGUGCCCGAGCUCAAUGCUAAGAAAAAAAUUCUGUACAAAUUGAGUAAGGAGAUUGGUAUGAGUUUAUUGGGGCAUAUUGUAGGAGGUAGGGCGCUUAUACAAACUCUGGGGAGUUUACUGACGGAAGAGAAGUUCCCCAAUGCCACAAGAACUGCUUGGGUGAGAGAAUACGCCAAACUGGUAUAUAGUCUUCUACGGGAGUCAGAGAGGAAGACUAAACUUAGCGACAUCGUAGGGUUGCUUGAUCAAUUAGAAGUGAACGAUCGAGACUUUAUGUACAAAAUAGCUACGGAUGAUGCCUUCAAACCUGUCAUGAAGGGAAAGAAUUGGAAACACACAUUAGGUAACAUAACUUCGGGUAGGUUUGGUAAGUCAAAGCCCGCUAUAAGCCCGGGGAGUAUUCGAAGUGGGAGUGUUCGAAGUGGGAGCAUUUCAAGUUGGCGGCGACAAAGUUCACCCAUGUCUGGGCCAAUGCAUUCGCAGUCUAUGGAAUCUAUGGCAAGUGGAAUAUUAGGCGACAGGCAUAUGAGCAAUCUAUCCAUAAAUUACUGCGAUAGUCCGUCAAAUGGUGAAAUAGAGGAAAUAAAAGAGAGCCCUACAAUAGAAGAGACCGUGGCGCUGACGCCGACUGAUACAGAGAAGAAAACGAAGGAUAAGAAGGAUGGGAAAAAUCUAAAGGCGGAAGCCAAGGUUUCGGGAAUUGAUCCGCAGAUACCCAUGCACUUGCUUAUGAAUCAAGUGGAAUUGGUGAUAAAUUAGCCAACAUGAAUAAACGAUAUUACAAGUA
Molecule: messenger RNA, 1229 nt
Organism: Sphaeroforma arctica JP610
Lineage: Eukaryota; Ichthyosporea; Ichthyophonida
Exons: 1
Coding region: 125-1201 (358 amino acids)
Molecular function (GO): heme binding; oxygen binding
Source: RefSeq, a predicted model, not a curated record